Molecule: messenger RNA, 1354 nt
Organism: Propithecus coquereli (Coquerel's sifaka)
Lineage: Eukaryota; Metazoa; Chordata; Mammalia; Primates; Indriidae
Gene: YIPF2
Product: Yip1 domain family, member 2
Exons: 9
Coding region: 254-1201 (315 amino acids)
Biological process (GO): vesicle-mediated transport
Cellular component (GO): Golgi apparatus; membrane
Molecular function (GO): small GTPase binding
Source: RefSeq, a predicted model, not a curated record
CAGUCCGAGCAGGGUCGCGUCUGGCUGGUGGGCGGGCCGCGCAGGCGUAGAGAGCCCUAGCCACGCCGGCUCAGGUGGACUCAGGUGAGGGGGGCGGAGUACACCUGUGGGGCCCGGGCGGCCAGUGCAAGCCCCCGUGGGCGCAAUUAGCCGCCAGGUAGGGCUCGGGGCUGACGGACAGGCUCCGGAAGGGGCGCGGGCCCGCUCGGCCUCGAUUCUCAGAGGGGGGAUGCGGUGACGCCCCUGAGCGACCAUGGCAGCGGCCGACGAGCUGACCUUCCACGAAUUUGAAGAAGCCACUAAUCUUCUGGCUGAGACCCCAGAUGCAGCCACCACAAGCAGAAGUGGUCAGCUGACCCCACAAGGGCACGUGGCUGUGGCUGUGGGCUCAGAUGGCAGGUAUGGAGCCGAGGAUGAGGUGGAGGAGGACAGUGACAAGGCAGCGCUCCUACAGGAGCAGCAGAAGCCACAGCCUGGAUUCUGGACCUUUGGCUACUAUCAGAGCUUCUUUGACGUGGACACCUUACAGGUCUUGGACAGGAUCAGAGGCUCACUGCUGCCCCGGCCUGGUCACAACUUUGUCCGGCACCAUCUGCGGAAUCGGCCAGAUCUGUACGGCCCCUUCUGGAUCUGCGCCACGCUGGCCUUCGUCCUGGCUGUCACCGGCAACCUGACACUGGUGCUGGCCCAGAGGAGGGACCCCUCCAUCCACUAUAGCCCCCAGUUCCACAAGGUGACCGUGGCUGGGAUCACCAUCUACUGCUAUGCGUGGCUGGUGCCACUGGCGCUGUGGGGCUUCCUGUGGUGGCGCAAGGGCGUCCGGGAGCGCAUGGGACCCUACACCUUCCUGGAGACCGUGAGCGUCUACGGCUACUCCCUCUUCGUCUUCAUUCCCAUGGUGGUCCUGUGGCUCAUUCCUGUGCCAUGGCUGCAGUGGCUUUUUGGGGUGCUGGCCCUGGCCCUGUCAGCCGCUGGGCUGGUGUUCACCCUCUGGCCCGUCGUCCGCGAGGACACCAGGCUGGUGGCUGCGGCGCUGCUGUCUGCCGUCGUGCUGCUCCACGCUCUCCUGGCCCUGGGCUGUAAGUUGUAUUUCUUCCAGUCACUGCCUCCGGAGCACCUGGGGCCUAUGUCCCAAGUUUCACCUCUGCCCCCAAACGUACCACUGCCACCCACUCUGCCACAGUCCUUGGCCACCUCCUAAGAAGGCGCUGGUCCUGCAGGCAAAACCUCAGGGGACAUGUCUGUCAGCCAGCCACACCCGAACGAUGACUGAAGGCUCCCUUGACACUUCGAGAUCACUCUGCUACUUUCCAGACUUUUCUUACAAAGCAAACACGUUUAUUUUCUAUGCAAA